UCACAUCAACAAAUCAAAAUGUUCUCACCUCACUUAUAAAUCUUCUAGUUAAUUUUCUGUUGCACUUUUGGAACAAAUCUCUCUAAAUUUUUUCUUCUUCUUUCAAUUGAGCUUUCACUUCAAGUGUGUUAUGGCAAAUCUUGGAACUACUACGCAUAGAACACCAACCACAUCAACACCUUCAUCAAUUGCAGAAACAUACCAACCAAAAGGAUCUCAUGAAAAACUCUACACCGAUUUCAAAAUUUACUGGCCCUUUAGCAUUCCAUCAACUUCAGAAGCUGCAGCGAUUCGCGUCAUUACAAAUUUAGAAAAUCUUGGACUAUACUACACACUUUUUGUGUGGAUCAUACUCUUCAUCAUCCUUAUUCCUUAUCAUAAAACAUCAUUGAUUCUGUUGGUUAUAAUGACCUAUGUGAUAACCAUUUAUCAUUUGCUCCUAAGAGCAUGCCCCAACAAUGUUGUGUUUCAUAGAAGAAUAGAUAAAAGGUUUGUAAUUGGCUUGUUAGUGUUUGUUACUGUGGUGGAACUGGUUUUGACAGAAGCAGGGAUUCAUCUAGCAGUUACUUUAGCUUGUGCUGUGCCUCUGGUUUUGUUGCAUGCUGUUUUGUGGGUUAGUCACUAUUAUGUUGUUGAGGUUGAGGAUGCUUGUUCUUCUUGUUGUUGUUGUAGUAAAGAAUUGGCUCCACUAGUUGGUCGUAAUGAAUGUGGAGCUGAUGGCACAGAUAAUGUUUGAUUUUGCGGCUGCAAUUAUGUUACAAACUUUCAUAUUGUACUAAAAUGCAUGAAAAUGCGGCCGAUACAAUUGCAAUUACAAUUAUAAUGUCACUUUAGAGAUCUCUAAAACCAUUAAAUUGUUGCGGAGUGCAAUAGUCAUAAAUUUUGAUUGCAAUGACAGUGAAAAAUGUGCAUUGUAACAUUUCUUGUGUCGUUGGAGUUAUUUUUACAUUGUGUUUGGAUGAAGCAUUUUUAAUGGAAAGUGUUAUUCUUUAUCAAUA
Cicer arietinum (chickpea) is the source of this 998-nucleotide messenger RNA. RefSeq lists its product as uncharacterized. The record is from RefSeq and is a predicted model, not a curated record. Lineage: Eukaryota; Viridiplantae; Streptophyta; Magnoliopsida; Fabales; Fabaceae.